Messenger RNA from Xyrauchen texanus (razorback sucker), 1425 nucleotides. Its product is annotated as la-related protein 6-like. Bases 1 to 1425 code for a protein of 474 amino acids. The transcript has 3 exons. Gene Ontology annotation, biological process: RNA processing. The record is from RefSeq and is a predicted model, not a curated record. NCBI's taxonomy places the organism in Eukaryota, Metazoa, Chordata, Actinopteri, Cypriniformes, Catostomidae. Gene Ontology annotation, cellular component: nucleus. Gene Ontology annotation, molecular function: mRNA binding.
AUGUCCUCAUCCAGUUUUACGGACAUCUUUCAUUGUGAAGACGCUGCUUCUCCGCAUUCAAAAGGGACGUUCUCAUACACUGAUGAUGGGCUAAAUGACAGUUUGGAUGGGAGUUUGACUGAUGUGUUUGAGGAAGAAUGCUAUGAGGAUGAACUCUGGACCCCACCAAAUGAUGAUCUGAGACAAAAAAUUGCUGCCCAGCUUGAGAACUACUUUUCUGAUGAAAAUCUCUCUCAUGAUGCUUUUCUGCUGAAACAUGUCCAAAGGAACAAGAUGGGUUAUGUUAGUUUGAAACUAUUGACUUCUUUCAAAAAGAUUAAAGAUCUCACUCGUGACUGGCGCACCACACUGGCAGCUGCACGAAUCUCUCAGCAGCUGGAAGUGAACGAGACCGGUACCAAGGUGCGACGUGGGAUCCCAGUGCCUGAUUGGCUCCUGUGCACUCCUACAAGCAAGUUGCUGCUGGCCUGGAACUUGCUGGAUGGUGUUUCUGCAGUCAAGGGCGAGGUGAGUGGGUCACCUGGUGUGGAGCAGCUGGACGUCAUGGAAGCUGCCAUGCGGGUGUUUGCCCCCUUCGGCACCAUUUCUUCCCUCCGCAUUCUACGCCCAGGAAAAGAGGUUCCUGCAGAACUAAAACGUUACACUAAGAUACACAUUGAACUGGGGCGCAAAGUGUGCGCUGUGGUAGAGUACGAUUAUCUGGAGGGUGCGCGUAAGGCUUUUGAAGCCCUAAAGGCAGAAGAGCUGCUGCAAGGAGGAAGAGGUGUUUGUGUGGCCCUGUUGGGUAGUCGAGGAACUCGUAAGCCAGGAUGGAGCCAAGAUAUAAUGGUGGAAGAAUCAGAAGAAGGUAUUGACAUUGGCUGUUGUCAAAAGCCUAACAGAAAGUCUAGAAGGUUCCUUUAUUCCCUAGAAGAUUCUGCCCUUUGCAGCUCUUCUGAGUCUGAUUUUGCCCCUGCCUCACCCCGGCCCAACCGCAGUGUCUCCCGCCCUCAGGCCCUAUAUGGCAGCCCCCUUGCUAUUCCGCGGAUAUCGACUUUCCGCUCUGACGCUUACAGGAAUCCCCUUGGCAGUCCUGUGGGUAGCCCACUCUUGCCUCGCAAGCUUUUUCCUUGCAGUCAGAUGGCCUCUCCAUUGGCCACACAUCCUUACAGUGGUACCCCCACUGCAGCUGGUACCUCCACCUUCAGUAGGAGCAAAAGUGCAGAUGAUCUCUCUCCAGAUGACAUGGGGUUCAUGAGCAGUCCUUGGGUCCAGCGACGUAAACAUGCUGCUCAGGUCGUUCAGCCUGAGAUGAGCAAUUCUUUGUCACCCAACCAGAUAAUUAGAUCUUUAAGUGUCCUGGUUGUGCGCCAGCCUGUUGGACCCGAUGGGACCAAAGGUUUCCACAACUGCAUUGGUAGAGGAAAGGUGAUGCUACCCCAGUGA